Molecule: messenger RNA, 942 nt
Organism: Haliotis rubra (blacklip abalone)
Lineage: Eukaryota; Metazoa; Mollusca; Gastropoda; Lepetellida; Haliotidae
Exons: 2
Coding region: 168-647 (159 amino acids)
Cellular component (GO): nucleus
Source: RefSeq, a predicted model, not a curated record
GAUUCACUAAACUUCUUAGAAUUUUCUUAGAUUUAUGCUUAAGUUUCCUUAAGAAUUCUUAGCUGAGAAUUUAUCUUAAGUAGCAAUCCACCAAGCCACUAAGCAUAAAUCUUAGCUGAGAUAUUUUAAAAUUCUUAGAAUUUUCUUAGUGAGAAACGCAUGGGAUUAUGGGAUACAAAUUUAUGCUAAGAAUAUUCUUAGAUGACGUAUUGGAAAUCCCCGUAUCUAUUAAUAGCAUAGUUGAACUCUCCUCGCGUGGAGAUAGAAAAAAACUUACGCAGACGACAACAAUCAGAAUGGAGAAGAAAAGUGUCAGAAAACCCAACUGGACGGCCGAACAGACCUUGUAUUUAACUCGCCUUGUUGAGGAAAACAAGGCUGUGCUACUCGGCAAGUUUGGACCGGGCGUGACAUCUGCGCGAAAGAAGGAAAUUUGGACACAUAUUACUAUGCAGAUCAAUGCCACCUUCACAGGAUGUGUCAGGACAAAUGACGAGGUGGAGAAAAAGUGGCAUAAUACCCAGUCGAAGUCCAAGUCUGAAAUUGCAGCAUAUAAGAAAGGGGCUGUAUCUACAGGUAAGAGCUCAAAUAUAGAUUUAUGGUCCAUACUUAUUGAUUUUGGACAGUCUGUGUGUGAUGAAAAGUGAUUACUUUGAAGGAGUAUAAAUUGAGUAAUAAAUGGUCAUGGUGUAACCGGGUUGUGAUGGGUAAGAAUGACGUUCAAACACAGGCUAUGGGUGUGAGGUUUUAUUUGCAGUUAGAGAGGUAACGACACCCUGCAAUACACAAAACAAUAACAUAAGGCAAUAUCAUAAAACAUGAUGCAUCUUUCACAUACGAGUACCUUACAAUUACACAUUCACAUUCGCAUAUAAUAUAUUUGUUAAUGAGGCAUAAAAUCAUUGUCUUGAUUACAUAAAGAAUUCAUCAAGGGCGAUAACU